AUGGCAUACUAUAAGUACAUUACAGUCAACACCAACAACAUAAAGCUUAUUCUUGGCAUCAGUGCCAUAACCAGAUUAAACUAUUUCAGCCCAAUUGAUGUAUCUGAUUAUCUUAUUUCUGCUGCCCCCAUCUCUGCUGCUAUCAUCUACCACCUGCAUUCUGCUUCUGCCUCACCAACUACUUCUGCCACUGCUCCACCAUCACUGCCACCAUCCACCAUCAUCUCUCUGUCUCCCUCUAGCACUAACAGAAUCUCUGCCUGUCAAAUGACAGAUAUUAGAGCCUUUGUCCAGUUCACAAAGCCAGUUCUGGAGGAGCAGGAGAAGAAGAAGAAGAAGAAGAAGAAGAAGAAGAAGAAGAAAGAGAAGAAGAAGAAGAGAGAGAAGAAGAAAAAGAAAGAGAAUAAUAAUAAUAACAAGAAUAACAAUAAUAAUAAGAAUAAUAAUGAUAACAAGAAUAAUGAAUUUAUUAUUUAG
Messenger RNA from Coccidioides immitis RS, 477 nucleotides. RefSeq lists its product as uncharacterized. The record is from RefSeq and is a predicted model, not a curated record. The transcript has a single exon. NCBI's taxonomy places the organism in Eukaryota, Fungi, Ascomycota, Eurotiomycetes, Onygenales, Onygenaceae. The coding region runs from base 1 to 477 and encodes 158 amino acids.